AUGAUGGCCACCGAAUCUACAGAAGUCACGGACACAAUUCCGUCUUCAGAAGCGACUGCUCCUCGUCAGCGACCUACUGAAGACGUGGGAGUGGUAUCCGAAGAAUUGUGGGCAGAACUCAACGAAUUAGCUUUCACGAUGACAGAUGAUGAAGCAGAACGUAUUUAUAGGCGACGCGAUGUUACCUCCGUUCUGGAGCCAAAAUGCGACCGUUGUAUGGUUUACCAGGGAAUGUGUACCGAUGCGCUCAAAUCCGUUCAUAGGUUGUCUGCUAUGGUCACUGAGUUGGAGGAACUAAGGCCGCAAUGUGAGGUUCUUAAAAAACAAGUUGCCGAAUCGCAAAUUCAAAUUGAAGAAAGUUUGCAAGCUGAACAUGUGUUAAAGACUCGAGCAGAAACCGCAGAAGCAGAAGCUGCGCAGGCUAAGGAGAAGUUUGAUGCGCUAGAAAAAGAUUUUGAUGUGAUGGCGAAGGCAGCUGAAGAGGGAAAGAAACACGCUCACGAAGCAAACGCUUGGCGAGUGAAGUAUGAAAGAACAUCGGAGUUGUCCAUAAAAAUCCAGCAAAAACGUAAAGCUGAUAUGGAGAACUUCGACAAGGUCUUCAACCUUGCGAGCGGUUACUAUAAAGAAGUGAAACAUCUGACGGCUAGCAGGAGUGCUAUUAGGAAGGAGUUCAACAAACUAUCGAAACUUGUUAAGACCUAUGUACCCGUCAUGUUCAGUGUUAUCAAAAGUGCAAUGUCUUUACCGAUGUUCAAAACCGAGUUGCCAAAUAAUAUACAGCAGGACGCUGAAAAGUUAUGCACCGGUGAUGUAGAAAGAGCGUUCGAGCUCGAUUAUCCAGAUCACUGCUCUGACACUGAUGAAGAUGAUGAUGAUGGCAUGUCCUCGGAGCUGGAGAGAUUAGUAGGAUGCGUGAAACUUACUAAGAAGCCUGUCGAAUCCAAGUUGCCCUGGAAACCGUCACUGACCGUCACAGUGCCCCGCAAGGGAGAAAAAGUGCCAGUGCAACCUGUAGAGGAGCAGUCUUCCAAUGUUGCUGACAUUCCUGCGAUAGCCACUGUACCAGAACCAGAGCCACUCCCUUCAGUGAUGGAGCCAGGCCCUUCAGAAUUGGUGGAACCGAGCAUCGAGCAGUUGGGCGAUGAGGAAGCUGACGCGCUUCUUGAAGUUGGAGCAGAAGCUAUAACGAUGCCUGUACCGCGUUUGUCGACGAGAGGUGGGCCAAGAGGGCGAGGACGACGAGGACGAGGAGCAAGGCAGACACCCGCAUCUGCAGCGCAGCCUCAGGCACUCGAAGUUUUCGCUGUAAAUAAGAGCUAUGAAGAGAUUCUGGCGUCCAAGCUCAAAAGAAAAGUUGAUGUUCCCGAAACAACGGCUUCAACGUCUACUAUGAAGCACAUGAGUAUUCAUGGAAAGAAGACGAUGUCGGUACGUGAACAACAAGAAGCCCAAAUGAAGAUAUCUGUCAAGGAGAAGGUGGCUUUGAUGAAGAAAAAGGAAGAGGCAGAGCGUGUCCGCACUCUUGACGAUGAUAUUGAAGGCGAUGACGCUUGCAGCCCUGCCGCAGAAGAGGCAGCUGACAACGUCGCACCUGCUUCAAAGGCUGUUGAAAGCGAAUCUCCUAAAAAGUCAACAGUGGAAGAUUUCUCUAUAGCAAGAAACGAUUUGCUUUUAUCCGCCUCUCCGUCACCUGCAUCCAGUGUAAUUGAAGGCGAGGAAGGUGCUGCUGAGAGGGAAGAGUUAUCAGCGCAAGUUCCUUCUCUCGAUGAAGAAAAGUGCGAAGAAACUGUGGUACAGGCUGGAGAUGAUGAAAUUGGAAUGGAUACCGUUGGACCAGCAGCUGCCGAAAAAGGAGAUUCAUUUGAUGCAAGAGAGUCUUCAGCAACACAGAAGAGAAAACCCACCCUAGUUGAUGUGGCUAAAGACCUGAUAAUAGAUUGUGACAUCCCAAUCAGUUUCAUAGAUCAAAUACUCGAUAGUGAAGGCACUGAAAAGCCUCCGGAAGCCACGUCUUCGCCUUAUGAGGAAUCGAAGAGUCGCGUAACUACCCAAAUUGAAAUUGAUAUGGAUCUCGACUUGGCGGAAUCAAGUGAAACGGCUCAUACAGAGGAAUUCUUAGAAGGAGAAGAAAGAGGGCCAGAACUUAAUGUUGUUCUGAAUUCUGCUGAGAGCUCUGUUCCCAUAGUUGCACAACCUCCCACUGAGGGUGGAGAUACAGCGAGGAAUGAAGAGUUCACCCUCACGGUCCAGGAAAGUGAAGCGGUCACUGUGAAGAUGGGCCCCAAUGUUAUAGGGGAAAAGGAGGUGGAUGGUGCUGCUCAAAAGGAUAUGGAUCGUUCUGAAUCUACAGUUGAGCCUGUUGCAAAUAAAAUGGCGUCUAUCUCCAGCGCCGCCGAAACCGAACCAAGAGGUGUUGAAUGCGGAAAAGAAGAAUCGGUUAUGUCGAAACCAGCUUUGGCAGGUGAUACCAAGCGAGCCAUAGGUUUUGCAAGGCGUUUGCUUGUGGAUCUGGAAGAGAUGCUGACUCCGAUUCAUGGGGGUGAAGAUGGUGAGCAGAUGAUGUCGAUACCCUCUAGUGGAAAGGUGGUUGCGGAGCAAUUGGAUGAGUCAAAGACAAGGCCUGAAGGAGCAUCUUCAUCACCAGAAAAGAACAGAUCACACGUUGAUGAAGAAGCAGAUGCUUCAAGCUGUACUGUGGAGAAAGUCAUCGAUGCGACCCCCGUGACAACUCCUGAAGUCUCUGAGAAUCUCUCUAACAAGUCGCCGAGUAAGCGGCAACCCCCAGUACGUCGUUUGUCAGCGAAAGAUCGUGAUCUAGCAAUGCAACUUCACGCCCAAUUGAACCCCCGUUCCUUACGCUCUCGAAGGGAAUCGGAAAGUGACUCACAGAAUCCGCGGAGCGCUUCUGUGGAGCAUGAUACUACUAUGAAGCAUGGAAGGAGAAAAAUGCGAACUUUGUCCGAUUCACAAAAAAAUGACGCAGAAAUGGCGGGUUCGCUGGAAAUGGUUCUAAAGAAAAACUUAUCGGAGUCGAAGGACAUGGGUGGGACCUCUGCUCCACUUGGCUUUGCAAUAGUGGCGGAAAGUAAAACGAGUAUUGAAAGGGAUACUGAAGCCAGGAGCGAACAGACACCGAAGAAAAUAAGGGCUGAUGACGUUUCUCAUGAUGUUUUGGCUAUUGCGUGUGACAACUCAACACAAGAAGGUGAUGUUGUUAAAAAAUUGCCGACUCCGGCAAAAGUUUCUGAGACCACUACGGACCUCUUCGAUGAGAUCCUAGCAGGUGCACGUUCAAAUACAACUUCUCAGAGAAAGGUAGCAAAACGUAAAAAGGUGCCGGCACCGAAAAAAGUGCACACUUCUGGCGAUCAUGCUUCAAAAUCGAAACUGGCGGAUGGAGAAAUAAGCGUCGGACCCUCUGUCUCUCAAGAAAAUAAAGCCUCAGCUGAUACUUCGUGUGUAGUUGAGCGGGAGUCUACAGAGGAAGCUCCCAGUUGCUCAGAGCCAGCUCCGAAUAUCGAGGUUCAUAGCAGACUGCUGUCACCAUCGUCUAGCCGUGAGUCUGUGAAAGAUAAGGGGGCCUCCGACUCCAUGUCCGUAGCUGGUAGAACCAGGCAUGGUUCAACGGGCAAACGUUCAACGACAAAUGUUGAGUUUGAUAGUAGGCAGCAACCGCAGGUGCAAAAGCAGCAAUCAGAGCAAGUUACUCCGUCGAAACAGACUGAAGAGAUGGCAGGUACACCAAGAAAGCGUAAGCUUGACCUAAAGAAGUCGACAACGACAGAAGAAGCUCCUACUGAAUCUCUUACUGGAGGCCUUGAGUCAUUUGAACACAUGUCAUCACCGCGGCGCACUCGUGCGAGUGGGCUCAGAACAAGCGCUGUGAAGUUUUCACCAGAGCCCACUCCGCCUGCUCGAGUCUCUACAAGAACAGAGCCAUUGGCACCGAGAAAACGACGAUUGGAGGGCCAUCCUUCUGUCGGCAGCUUGUCGGAGUCUCAGAAACCAGAAGAGAGGAAACGUCGUUUGGAAGAGGAAAAAGUCUCCAAGACGACUACGAACAUUGCACGCAAAGGUCCACAAGACGAUGUGUCGUCUCCUAAAGCCACAAAAACAGAAUCAAUGAAAACGCCUCUUCAGGCCACGAAAUUGCGACGCCAUGCUGACGGGAACGCUACUGAAGCGUUGUCUAGUGAGGGCCCACCUUCUAGGGUGACAAGAAGAACAGGGCCAGUGGCACCGAGAAAACGUCGUUUCAACGAAGAUGAUACUGGUAUCUCGAAACCAGAGAGCAAUGUAGCGGAUGUGGUUGGCGCUGCGAGCGUUUGCUCCCAGGAUUCGAUUUCUGCAUCAGGACAGGGUAUUGCGACGAGAAUCGAGGAGCAACAUAAUGAGCCUACGACCAGCUCUCAGGAAAGUGAUGAUGAAGACCGGCUUUGCGUAGCGGAAGACGAGGCAACUGAAAAUGCGGAACACUCACCCUCAUCUGCUCCUAUCUGUGGUGAUGACGAAAUGCAUCUGGUGAUUGACGACGGCGAAGAAGAGCGUCUUGUUGUUCAGGAUCGUGAAGAGCAACGUCUGGAUGUGGACGAUGAAAAGACUGCCGAAAAAGAGAAGAAUGUGCAUGAUAAAGCAGAAACCUCUGAACGGGUGAGUGAAGAUAGUGUGAAUAAGGGCUUAGUUGGUCAAGAGAAGACUCAAACUUCUACUUCUAACGAGGACGCUGCUGGGAGUGCAGAUGAGCAGGCCGUGCUGAAACCCUUAAAAGUGACUGGAAGAGGUACCACCGACAAGGCUAAAAAGUCAAAAGUUCUUCCUGAAGCUGGCAUGCGUCCGGGUGCGUCGAAAUCUACUUCUCGGAGCAUGGGAGCACUCGGUGCGGCCAAGCGGUCGGUGCCAGAUUUCAAAGCCGGACCAGCAGCUAUGGAAAAGUUCAAUGCUACCUUGAGCAGACAAUUGAAGAGAGGGCAACCUAAGGCGCCAAUCGCUGCGUCAUCACGCACUGCGAAACCACCUCCGUCGUCGGAAUCGCCUAUAAAGGUGUCAUCUACCACCAGAUGUGCUCCACCUCGUCCAGUUAUCGCCGCUCCUGCUCGUGGAUUGAAGAGGAAACGUGAAGAAUCCUUGAAGAAGCUGCUAGAAGGAGCCCUGUUAUCAGAACAAAAAAUCGAAGUUAUCCGAAACAAUCUUGCCGAACAUUUGGAGGAGAUAUCGAAUAUGAGUCCCCAAGUCUUUGCGGUUGCGAUGACCCAGUGUUCUUUGAACUUGCAUUCCGGCGAUAUGUGGACAAUAGUGCAGAAAAAUUGUAGGGAUUGCGACUCUUCUCACAUCCGCAAUACAAAGGAGGAUACGUUCCUUCAGAAUUGUAGGGAGCUGGGAGGCAAAGCUGAAAUUUGGCUGCAUUACGUAGAAAAGAUGAAGUUUGUUUUUGCCACUCAAAACCCGAACCCAAUUUAUUCUGGGCGUUAUAUCCGACUUUUCAUGCAGGCAUUACGUGAAACGGGUGAUCUUAUCAGUUGGGACGAGAAAAAGGAUUGUCUUCGCACCGUUUUGACUAUUCUUUACUUACAAGACAUUAGAAUAGCUAUCAAAGCAACAACCUUUGCGCUAUUGACUCCAUAUUACAAUCUGUUAGACUGGAUGAAAGACCGGGAUUGUCCGUUCUCAGUUCUUCUGUCACUAGCUGUGACGACGGCUCAUAUGGAAGGCAAAGUUUUGCUGUGGGCGUGGUUCCAGCAAUUCGCAGAGGAACUUCCGCUGCAAGAUGUUUCUACCGAAAAUGUCAAGAAAGCUUUUGAUAAUCUGAUAACAAGUUUGGAUGAAUGUGCUGAAAAACGAGCCCAUCAGAUGGGAAACGACACACCGAUUCCGACCACUUUUGAAGAGAAUGCGCUCUGUAAGUGGGCCAUAGCGUACCUAUCACCAUGCAACGGCUCUCAUGUGAAUUUGAGAUUCACUUUAAACUGUCUGAUGAACACUUGUAUCAGUUGUAUCAAAAUGGCGAUGAAUCCGCGCGCACUUGGAGGUAACAAAGCUUGGUCAGAUGUGUACAAGGUCAGCAAUCGUUCGAACCUAUUCAUCGGUAUAACCAUGUGCGCAUUGUCAUACAGAGAUGAUCUGAGUGUAAGCCGCGAUGUGUGCGAUUUAUUGAACAACGAGAUCCCGUUGAUUCGUGAGGUUCGUGAUGAGCUUGCUGCAUUGACGGCAACAGAUAGACCGUGGGUUAAUGUAUAUCGCGAUAUUGUUGGGAACUUGAUAACGUUCUUACAAAUGACAUUGAAGGAGUCUCACGAAGCAGGAAGUGUACACGUGGGUGUACAUGAUGAAGAAUUGUGGCAUCACUUCGAGGAAGUUUUCGAGGAACAUUGGCGCGCUCUGGUGACAUUUUUCGCUCCGUUGUCGUUGCUCACUUCACGGAACAUCCACUUUCAAACUGAUUAUUGA
This is a messenger RNA of Haemonchus placei, 6447 nucleotides long. The record is from the annotation of a GenBank genome assembly. Lineage: Eukaryota; Metazoa; Nematoda; Chromadorea; Rhabditida; Trichostrongylidae.